CGUGGCUUGGCGCACGACCAAGUGCAGCUGCUGUGGCGUUACCCCACAUCGUCGUCCACAUCCAGUGGUGUCAUGCAGUCUGCGGAGGUCAUGCAACAGGGACAAAGUGCUGCGAUGCGCGACUCCCGGGCCUCGGGGCUCAUCACCCUUGAUGCGAUGCUUGCGAUGCUUGCGAUGCUUUAAGAAGACGCAUCCCCGCACUACUUCCACUCUCCCCCAUCAGCCCUUCUCUCGCCCCCCCACACCCCUCCUCCCCGCCCUUUGCAAAGAUGCAACACGCUUCGCACAUCGACUCUCGCGGGUCGCAAGACAUCAAGUACGAGCAUGGUGACCACCUCACCGGUACCCUCUCUCCCAACUCGGUCGAGUCCAACGUCCUGGCCGUCCACCCAGAUGAAGGCUUCGACGAGUCCGAGAUCAAGAGCAUCCGCAGAAAGAUCGACUGGCGUCUGGUCCCUCCCCUCGCCGCCCUCUAUGCCAUGUCCCUCAUCGACCGUACCAACAUCUCGCUCGCUGCUCAGGCCGGCAUGUCGCGUCAGCUCAGGCUCACCAUCGAGGACAGGUACGCCCACGCCGUCCUCGCCUUUUUCCCUCCCUACAUCGCAUUCGAGCUCCUCUCCAACAUUGGACUGCGCAAGGUCGGCGCUCGCUUCUGGCUGCCCAGUGCAGGCGUUCUCUGGGGAAUUUCAAUGCUUGGUAUGGGCUUUGUCAACAAUCACCAAGGCCUCAUUGCCUUGCGAGCCCUCGUGGGCCUCUUCGAAGCAGCUCUGUUCCCCGGAGCCACCUUCCUCUUGGGAUGCUGGUACCUCCGCCGUGAGCUCGCCUUCCGUCUCACAGCCUUCUACCAGGUCGGUGUCUUUGCCUCUGGUAUCGCCGCCAUCCUCGCCUACGGCUUCUCCCUCGUACGCACGGGCACAAUCGCCGGCUGGCGCUGGAUCUUCAUCGGAGAGGCUUUGAUUACCAUCGCUCUCGCUGUCCCCGGCUACUUCCUCAUCGUAGACUUCCCCUCGUCGCACCGCUGCACCUUCCUCAACGAGCGCGAGAAGGAGAUUGUCGCUACCCGCCUCCAACGCGACCGUGCCGACGCCGUGCCGGACAGCCUGACCUGGGGCAAGCUUGGCAAGUACGUCAUCGACCUUAAGCUCUGGGGCUACGCUCUGUGCUUUGGCUGCACCACCCUCGCCUCGUACGCUCUCUCGUACUUUGCCCCGCGCAUCAUCGCCUCCCUUGGCAUUGCCACGGCAGUACGUGACAUCUACGCGCUCGUCAUCCCUCCUUACGUCGCCGCCCUCCCCUGGGGUCUCCUGAUGGCCAAGAUCUCUGACAAGACUGGCAGCCGUCUCCCCAUUAUCAUGUUCAACGCCUGCCUCGCUCUCCUCGGCUGUGGUCUCUUCGCCUUCCUGCCCGCCACCAAGGGUGCCGGACGCUACGUCGGUCUCUUCAUCUGCGCCGCCGCUGCCAACUCCAACGUGCCCCUCAUCUCGGCCGCCUCGCAGUCCAACAUUAGGCGACAGAGCAAGCGUCUUUACACCAGUGCCAUCGUCGUCGGCUUCGGUGGCUUGGGCGGUAUCGUCUCUUCGCUCGUCUUCCCGGAACGUGACGCACCCCUCUACCGCUUCGGAAUGAUCUUCGUCAUGGGAGCGCAGGCUCUGGUCUUUGUCAUCUCGGGAAUGAUGGCGAUUUACUUCAUGGCAGCGAACCGUGCCGCAGCUCGUGGCACUCGCAUCAUCGAAGACCAGCCGGGAUACCGCUACCAGGUGUAAAAAGGCACAACUCGCUGCGAUCCACCCCGUUACCACGUCCCCUCUACCUGUUACCCUACUGUACUGCUUGCUCCGUCA
This is a messenger RNA of Jaminaea rosea, 1841 nucleotides long. RefSeq names its product phthalate transporter. The transcript has 2 exons. Bases 270 to 1763 code for a protein of 497 amino acids. Gene Ontology annotation, molecular function: transmembrane transporter activity. Gene Ontology annotation, biological process: transmembrane transport. Gene Ontology annotation, cellular component: membrane. Lineage: Eukaryota; Fungi; Basidiomycota; Exobasidiomycetes; Microstromatales. The record is from RefSeq and is a predicted model, not a curated record.